UAUACAUAUUUGUGCUUAUAUUUUUACUAUGCGUCGUGAAUAUUUUAAAUUACUUGAAUGUUUUUUGGCAGAUCCACUUGAACCUUUCAAUGUAUUCCCAACUAUGGUUGAUUUACUUAAUUCACUUCGUGAAACUGAACAACAAGAAUCUUUACGCCAAUUUGUCAGACAAAAAUUAGAACGUUUAUGUUUAUUAGAUUCUCUAAAAACGGCGGAAUUUGUUCUCUCCAAUUUUCCAGAACUUUUAAUUGAAUGUAGAUCAACACCUAAAAAACUUCCUUUAUCUUUUCUAAGUAAUUGUUUUCGAAUAAGGCGAGAACAAAAUUUUAAAACAUUAACUGGGGGAGAAGAAGAAUUGGAUGAAUUAUUCUUUGAUUACUAUUUUGAACAAACAAUUAAACAGCAAAAAACAGAAUUGGAUCUAUUGGAUGCUAAAUUGGUUGAUGAAUUGCGUUAUUGGCUUCCCCUUGGAUCCUUUUCUGAUUUUUGUUUGAAUAUUUGUAUGAAACAACCUAAAGGUAAAUUGAAAAAAUUUUUUUUAUUUUUUUGUAAAUCAGAUAUUCAACCUUUGUAUUAG
Messenger RNA from Meloidogyne enterolobii, 577 nucleotides. The record is from the annotation of a GenBank genome assembly. NCBI's taxonomy places the organism in Eukaryota, Metazoa, Nematoda, Chromadorea, Rhabditida, Meloidogynidae.